AUGAAAGCAACGAAAACUAUUCCAGCAUUACUUUCAUGUCAUGCAUUGAAAGAUCUUUUACGAUCAUCAUCACAAAAAAUUUCCGUUCUAGAAGCUGAUAUUGGAAAACAAUUCGAAAACGAAUUUCGACAUGGUCAUAUUCCAAAAGCUCGUUAUUUUGAUCAACUUGAAUGUACAAAACCAUCAAAAUUGAUUCCACGUGGUUUACCGGAAACAAAAUGUUUCGAAUCUUAUCUUUCAAAGAUGGGUGUAUCAAAUAGUGAUCAUAUCGUUCUUUAUGAUCGUUCACCAAUAGGUUUUUAUGCGACGAGUCGAGCUUGGUGGUUAUUUAAAACUCUUGGAGUUGAUAGUCUAUCAAUUCUUAAUGGUGGUUUCUAUAAAUGGCUAAAAGAAAUCAAUGAAUUAGAAUCAUUCGAUGAUAGUACUCCUAUAUCACAAGAAGAAACAGGGAAAUUUACUGUUCAUAAAAAUGAAGAAAUGUUAAAAAAUUAUAAAGAUAUGUUACAUAUUGUUUCGACAAAUGAUAAAGAACAGCAAAUUGUUGAUGCACGACCACCAAAUCUAUUUUAUGGUUCAAAUGCCGGGCAUUUACCUAAUUCAGUAAAUGUUCCAUAUACAGACGUAUUUGAUCAAACAAAUCAAUGCUUAAAAUCAAAAGAUGAACUUAAACAAAUUUUUAACAGUGCAGGUGUUGAUCUAUCAAAACCAGCAAUUUACAGUUGUCAAACAGGGACGACAGCAAGUACAUUGGCUUUUGCUGCACAUAUUCUUGGUCAAGAAUCUUUAUCAGUUUAUAAUGGUUCAUUUACCGAAUGGCAACAACGUGCACCGAAAGAAUUCAUUAUUAAUAAUAAAAUCGAUACUCCUGCUGCUUAA
Molecule: messenger RNA, 876 nt
Organism: Adineta steineri
Lineage: Eukaryota; Metazoa; Rotifera; Eurotatoria; Adinetida; Adinetidae
Source: the annotation of a GenBank genome assembly